AAUCUUGAUAGUAUAACAACGGACACAGUGCGAAACGUUUCUACAAAAAUUUAAUUCUGUAUUACGUCUGUAUUACGUUAUUAAGCCGUGUAGUGCAAGUUGUCUCCGCGUACAUGAGAGUGAUUCGGAUAUAAUACGUGUUUAUGUCCUCGUGUACACAUGUAAACGUUUUAUUAAACAUAUUCUGUCAGGUUGAUCUAAUUAUUUUUAUUUUAAUAAUCAUUAAUCUUACAAAUAUUUCAAACGUUGACAAUGAAAAAAAUGGAUGUAUUAAUAUUUUUUGUCUUUGUGACUCACGUACUACUUAUUUUUGGAAAAGUAGUUAUAAUGAACGAUAUGACGUCAAUAAACCAUGAAAUAACAUUGAUAUGUGUGUCUGAAAAUGAUGGCGGCGCUCUUGUAUGGAACCGUCUUACAUCGAUUGUCGAGGACAAAUACGAUUAUUAUGAAAUUAAUGGACUUCAAAAGAGUAAUAUAAUGUGUAAGAUGAAUGAAAAUAAAGGAUGCUUGGAGUCAUGGUCUAAACGUGACUGGAAACUUACAAAUUCCUUAGUAACACCAAUGGGUCCAGUAUUUGAUCAACGAUGGGAAGAAUUUCCACAAUAUGAAUCUUAUAAUGAGAUUAAAUUCUUAGGUGUUCUUAGAAGAACUAACUUUAACGAAGUAAAGCUUUCUUUUUCGGUUCGUACGGUGUACAACAUGAUGAUAUUAAUUUGCAACGGCAAGAAUGUUUACAAAGAUUCUUGCUAUUGGAUCGUAAUAAAUGGUUGGAACUAUACACAAUCCGUCAUUGAAAAAUGUGCAACGGAAGGCCAUGGAUUUAAUAAAUCCAAGGAUUAUUUUGACAUAUAUUCAGAGUGUUAUUUUGACGCCCUAGUAUCAAACAAACAACCAUUGUCUGAAAAUGAAUGGCGAACGUUUGUUAUUACAUGGAAUUUUGACACGGGCGAAAUAAUUCUUUACGAUACUGAUAAGAUCAUUUUGACAUAUACAGACGAGAAAAGAGAUGAGUUACGCUCAGACAAUAAUUAUUACAUGUUCAUUAAAAGCCUUGACGAAAUGUACUUUCGAGUGCAUAUAUAUAAAUUUUUGCAUACCACUGUUGAGAAUGCGACUUUAACAAGUCCCGUGUUUAAAGUUUAUGAUGAAGCGAUAUGUGUACAAUUAUUAGUUGGCCUUUGCGCCGAAUGCGAUGCAAGUAUAGUGUUGAGCAUAUAUAGUGAUUCCAAGAACGAUGAAGUAUUAGCAAUCAAACGGACAGUAAAAGGCUCCACAAAAGCCGCGGUUCAUGGCUUACCUAUGUGGCAAUCAGUUACUAUCAAGGGAAAUUCGAUCAACUAUAGUAAUUAUAGUGUAAUCAUGCAAUUAAUUCCUAAACUCAAUAAUCAUAACAUCAUUCCGUUAUGGGCGAUAGCAAAUGUUCGCCAGUGUCCUCAAGAUGGAACUUUGAGGAAAAAUGUUUUAACUUUUACAAAUUAUUACGAACCUAUUGAGAGGCAAAACGUGACAUGUCAAAAAUUAUUUUAUAAUGAACAUGCUGUCGUGAGUCCUGUAUCAAGUGUGAAAUCAGAUGUAAAUCUUGAUGCGUCAUACUGUCCUCUAGGAAAAAUUGGACCAAAUUGCUUAGUUUCCUGUGAAUAUGAUCUGUAUAAUACUUUUGAUUGCAGAGGAACUCAAAUUUGUUAUGAAAAUGGUUGCACGUGUGAUGCAGGUUUUUCAGGAAAAUGGUGUUGGGACUCUUGUAAUUCAAAUACAUACGGUUAUAAUUGCAUGAAAACAUGUGGCUCAUGUCUCUAUAACGAAACAUUAUCUAACAAUCGGUGUGAUACAAGAACUGGGAUAUGCAGUAACGGAUGUAAUAAUACUAAUACAGAAAUUUACAUUCCACCUUUAUGUCAAACAGGCGUAGAAAAGCCAAAUGCACCUACAGUUAUCGCAAUAAACGAAACGACUAUUUGGGCCAAUGUUUCUAUAACAUGGAAAGACGAAUACGAAGAAAUAUCGGUUCUUUAUUCUUUUGACAUUCAGGAACACAUCAAAUACAGUCAGCACUCAUGGAACACGUUAUUUCGAAAUAUGACACAAGUGACAAAAUAUUUUGAAAACAUGGAACCUGGUUUUACUUAUCAUAUUCGUCUAAGUUUAAAUAUUUCAGGUGUACAAAUACACAGCGAUUGGAAAGUAGUUGAGACUAAAUGCAAUCCGGCUGAAAAUUUCGAAGUAACACCAGAGGAAAACGGCAUAAUAAUUAAUUUACGAAUCAACCCAAAACAAUUACAUUUAUGUCCGGCAACGUGGUAUUAUCUGGUAAUUCACAAUGAAGAUACAAAUAAAGAAGUCGUUUCUACAUUAGUUCUAUCUUUUCCAUAUAAGUUUCAACCUUUAUCAUCACACACUUCUUUUAAUGUGACUAUAUCUCACAAAUAUCUUGUGUUAUUUUCAAAAUCGAUCAGCAUCAAUAAUGUUUCACCACUAUAUGAAGCGUGGUUAAUACCCAUUACAGCCAUUACUUCAUUCUUCGUCGUGAUAGUAAUAGCAUCUUGCUUGUACCGAAGAAAAAGACAACAAUGGAAUCAAAGACAAAUACGAAACGAAAUAGCUUUGUCGCAGAAAACUGUGAUCUGUAAACACGAAAAAAAAUCCAUAUUAUCAAAUAGAAUAGAAUUAAUGGAAGAUGUGCCACAUCUUUAUAAAAAUCUGUCUUCAUUGCGGGCAAAUAAACCAGAAAUGUUGGUUACUGCUGCUACGCACGACGAGGAAGACGAGACUGAAAUAAAAUCAUUGGUAAAAGUGAAAGAUUUUGAGGAAUAUGUCAGACAAGCGAUACAGUCAGGAUUACUGGAUAAACAAUACAAAACGAUAAAACAAGUGAUGAAGAAAUAUAUGGAUGACGCUUACUCCGAUUAUAUCAUUGCUAAUUACAUCACUGGUUAUAAAGAAGAGAAACGUUACAUAGCAACACAAGGACCCAAAACAAAUACUGUCAACGAUUUCUGGCGUAUGAUUUGGCAGGAAAACGUUUUUGUUAUUUGUAUGUUGACAAAUAUAGUCGAAAAUGGAAAGACAAAGUGCGAGCAAUAUUGGCCGGAUAUUGACAAGAAGAUGAAGUACGGCGACAUUAUUGUAUUAAACGAAAAGCAGAAUAUUUUCGCCAAUUACACUUUUAGAACUUUUCAAAUCACUUAUGGAGAAGAAACUCGAAAGAUAGAACAUUUACAUUACACGGCUUGGCCUGACUACGAAGUGCCAUUACAUACACACUCAGUGGUCACAUACUUGAAGAAACUGUUAGCGUUAUCACCUGGAGAUAGACCCGUGGUAAUUCAUUGCAGUGAUAGCGGUGGAAGGACGGGGAUUAUCAUUUUGUGUGACAUUUGCCUUCGUCGAGCAGCGGCCGAGGGAGUAGUUGAUGUUCUCGCCGAAACGGUAUCCAUUAGAAGUGAACGAGGUAACAUAGUUAAUAAUAAGCAACAAUAUAUCUUUGUGCAUUUGGUGUUAGUGGAAUGUUUGUUUUCCAUUCCGACUACAGUUCCGUGUAACGAGAUGUUGAUUACGCGAAUCAAGGAGUUGAAAGAACAAUUGCCUGUUCAUCAGCAAAGAUUACAGAACAUUGCAUGGCGAGAUGAAAUUCUGCGACAAGAUAAAGUCAGUACAGUAUAUUUAAAGAAAUACCUAACGUCGCACGAGGACAGCGAUUAUCUAUCCGCCGUUUAUGUAGACGGAGUAAAACUUCAGAAUCAGUAUCUAGCUACGCAGCUUCCCGUAUCAUCGACGAUUAAAACUUUUUGGCAAAUGAUUGCCGAAUUCAAAGUUGGACUUAUUCUCAUGCUACAGCCGCUAGAUUUGCAGGAUCCUGCUUGCUGUGAGAUCGCUCCUACAAGCGGUGAGUUUAAACCGAACCCAUAUUUGCACAUUACUGCGAAAGAAGCCGUUAAGGAGAAAUAUUAUACGUCACAAAAAUUGUUACUUGUUGAUAAUUUCGAGAAAUGUCCAAGAAAACAAGAUGUGACUAUAAUGUGUUUAACGGAAUGGAAACCCGGAAAGGAUCAACCACUGCCUCCAGUGAGAUCGAUGGUGACCUUUUGGCAAGCAGCUGAGUCGAUCGCAAGAGGCAAUGGACCUACUGUCACUCUUUGCCAUGACGGAGUAACUGGAUGUGGUCUGUAUCUAGCAUUGAGUUUCUUGAUAGAACGAAUGGCUGUCGAAAAGGAAUGCGACGUUUACUUAGCAGUGCGAACUGUCAAACGAUCAAGAACAAAUUUUGUUAGUUCUCUGGAACAUCUGGAAUAUCUAUACGAUGCCGCGGUGAUAUAUACGGAGUUUUUCAAAGGCUAUGCAAAUUUUUUGUAAAGCAAGAAUAAUCAAGCUAUAUCCUGGCAUACACAUACAGCGGUGCUUCGAUACAACAUCAUGCACAAAUCAUGCAAAUAUCCAUAAUGAAAUAUCUCGUAUUGCAAAAAAAGUAAAACGAAAUAUCGUCCAAGAUUUUCAUUAACAACUACAGAGAUUUAAUCGUACUACUGCGACAUCGAAAUCAUAAUAAAGAAACAAAAUCUGCUUGAGAAAAAAGUCCAUCAUGAAAAAAAUAAGAAUGUUUUAGCUAUAUUUAAAUUAUUUUUUAAAGAUUAACAUUUAUUAACUAAUAAUAAUCAAUUAUUGAUAUCGUCUAUAUUCAUUGUAUAAUUUACUAGAAUUAAGGAAAAGCAAUUACAUUUCUUAAUACACUGUUUCACAUAAGAAUUGUUUGCGAAAUUCUUAAACUUAAAGCAAUAAUUAAACAAGUAGUUUACCUUUUAGAAAUUUAAAAAAAUGAUUUUAACUAUAUAAAAAAAAUUGUAAACGAAGAAGACAAAUAUUGUAUUUCACAAAAGCAUAUAUGUAUAAAGUGUAUGUAAAUUUUACAAAUUUUUGUUUUUAUUGGCAAGCUUUUCAAUGCAAUAUUGACAAUGUUGAAACGAUUGUGUUUGAUAUUUUUUCUUAUGUCGAGAAUGUUUUCGAUUAAUCAACUUCAGAACAUUUUCGAUUGUUGCGUUUCAAUAGCGUACGACAAGAUGAACAAUCACUCGCGAGCGAUAUUUGAAUAACCACUAACAAUAAAAUUAGUAUUUAUUGAAAUUAGUAUGAAAUCCCUACAGCCUUACAUACUUUCCUUAAAAUCGUCUUGCGGUGAAAGGAAUAGCAGAGAAAAACGCAAAAAAAUUGACUCGCGUUAAGUGUCGUUAAUGUCAACGAUGGCUGCAAUCCUUAUGAGAGAUGGCAGAUAAUUGAAUAGAGUUAAAUAGUUAGAUAAAAGAAAGAUCAUUUUCAUGUACAAGGUUUUAACAAUAGUAGUUUGUUUCAAAAUGUGAUUUAGGGUUUUACUACCAUUAAAAAUUUGUCGCAAACCAUACUUCGGAAAUUCUUGACAUAGAAUUACUUUUUCUUUACAUGUUUGACAUAUUUAUAUGUAACAUCUCCCAAACAACAAAAUCUAAAAUUUAUAGGACGUCUUUAAGAUUGCUUUUAAAAAUGUAUUUGAAUAAAGACUUCUUUUAAAUGACUAAAGACGUCUUAUGACUCAAUUAGACUUCAUGUUAUCUGACUCUGUUACCGCGAACUUCCUUUUCAUCGGUUUUGGUCCAACAUUACUGUUGACGAAUCUUGAUAGUAUGAAAACAGACACAGUGCAAAACGUUUCUACAAAAAUUUAAUUCUGUAUUACUUCAUUAUUAAGCCGUGUAAUGCAAGUUGCUGUCUCCGGGUACACGAGAGUGAUUCGUAUACAAUACGUGUUUAUGUAUACAUACGUAAACAUCUUAUUAAACGAAACUGUUUCAUUAGAUUCAACUUGGCAAUAAAAUUUUUUUAAAGAAAAGGAACUACUCAAAGUAAUCUAAUCAAAUU
Molecule: messenger RNA, 5883 nt
Organism: Solenopsis invicta (red fire ant)
Lineage: Eukaryota; Metazoa; Arthropoda; Insecta; Hymenoptera; Formicidae
Product: receptor-type tyrosine-protein phosphatase C
Exons: 25
Coding region: 253-4350 (1365 amino acids)
Biological process (GO): protein dephosphorylation
Molecular function (GO): protein tyrosine phosphatase activity
Source: RefSeq, a predicted model, not a curated record